GCAUCUUCAGCAGUCAUCAUCAACAUAUCUAUCGCUGCCCCUUGUUGCCUUUCGCAACCUGGCUUCGACUCUCAAAUGAUACGCUGUCAGGGCAUGUAGGGCCUCCUCAGGCGAGCGACAACAUGCCUCUCCAGAGACUCGACACGAAUGUCGCCGACCGUGACACCGGCUCCCUGCUCUCGCCAAUCGCGUACGACGACGACGCCUCCUCCAUCCUUAGCCGGAGUGACCAGGACACAGACAGCGAAGAUGACCAACUGCAGCAGCGGGCUCGCAACAGCCGUGAGCUGCUAGCCCACGACCGAAUCGUUCUGAUGGAGGAAGACGACGUCGACCGGCUCGUGACCACAUCGCGGCGUCAGCAGGAGCGCCAGCGUCGUGGCUCCAACCUUGCCGUCCCAAAUCCCUUCAAAAUCUUCGGUCAGCGACCGAGUCAGCCCAACAUGCCAGCGGCGGCGAGCUCGACCGAAUCUUUGGUCCUCGAGAAGAGGUCUUUACGAAGGGAGAGGCGCAAGCAGAAGCGAGAACAACUGCUCGAGCACGCGCAGCAUGGCGAAGAUGGCGGGCUCAUGUACGAGAUGGAGGAGGGCGGCAUGCGGGAUGGAAGCUCGACGGGAGAUACCACCGAACGCGAGGACAGCGACGAGGUCGACCGGCGGCGCCUCAACAUGAUGGCUAGUGCAAAGGCUGAGCGCGGACGCAGCUGGCGACGCGCUGUCCUGAUCUAUGCCCUCAUCAGCAUCGGCUUUGCCAUCCUGGUCCUGUUUGCCUGGAAGUUGUCGAGAAAGGACAAGUCUGCGACGACAGUCGAGCCGCACUUGGUGACCAACGGCACGGCCUUGUUUGCGCCAACCACCAUCAUCAUCAGUCUCGAUGGAUUCCGGGCCGACUUCUUGCAACGAGGCAUCACGCCGCAUCUGAAUGCCUUGGCCAAAGAAGGCAUCUCGCCAAAGUACAUGCUACCGUCGUUUCCGUCCGUUACGUUUCCGAACCACUACACCCUUGCGACGGGUCUAUACCCGGAGAGCCACGGCGUGGUCGGCAACACCUUUUGGGAUCCCGAGCUUCGCGCCGAAUUCUAUUACACGGACCCGGAGCGUAGUAUGGAUCCAAAAUGGUGGGGUGGCGAGCCCUUCUGGGUGACGGCGGAGCUGCAAGGCAUACGCACCGCCGUGCAUAUGUGGCCGGGCAGUGAAGCGCACAUUAUGCACGUCGAGCCCAGUUUCCUGGACAAGUACAAUGGCAAAGAGAUGCUGUCCAACAAGGUCUCACGCAUUUUGGAGUUCCUCGACAAGCCAGGAAAGGAAGACAAAACGGCCAAAAUCGCCGACAUGCGACCGCAGCUCAUUGCGGCGUACGUGCCAGAUGUGGAUGCAGACGGGCAUAGAUUUGGUCCAAACAGCACCGAGAUUCGGUCGACAAUCGAGCACGCCGACCGCAUGGUGGGUGAACUAUACAAAGGCCUGGAGGAUCGCAACCUUACCCACAUCGUCAAUGUCAUCGUGGUGUCCGACCACGGCAUGGCCACGACUGAUGUGUCACGGUUGCUGCAGUUGGAGGACUUGGUCGACACGUCCAAGAUUGAGCAUACGGACGGCUGGCCGCUCUACGGACUUCGACCAAAGAACAAGAAUGACCUGCGGGGUCUAUACGACGGCCUCAAAGCAAAGGCUAAGACGAACCCUAACUUCGAGGUGUAUCUGCGUGACGUCGACAUGCCGGAGCGUUACCACUUCUCAAAUAAUCAUCGCAUCGCGCCGCUAUGGAUUGUGCCUAAGACGGGGUGGGCAAUUGUCACAGAAACCGAGUUCAACUUGAAGGAGGCCAAAAAGAAGGGUCUCGUUUACCAGCCUCGGGGCCUGCACGGCUACGAUCAUGAGCAUCCACUUAUGCGCGCCAUCUUCAUCGCUCGUGGACCAGCCUUCCCACAUCCGGCCAACAGCGAGCUGAAGCCUUUCCGUGAGUUGGGGUGUGCGAAUCUUACAGAGAGGAUGUUGGCUAAUAUGAGUCGCAGAGAACAUUGAGGUGUACAACAUCUUGGCCGACUCAAUAGGAAUGGUGCCCAAGCCCAACAAUGGGACGCUACGCCUGCCGCUCAAGCCCGUCGGCCGGCACAGGCCAGAUCGUACACGGGACGUUCCUGCUGACCCCCCGGAAUCGUCGGUUCACACGCCCCUAGUUGAUCCCCUGCCCGACCCGGCGCCCCCAGGACAGCCGACUGUCACCGAGCGGCCGACGCUCUCUGGACAGCCAGCUAUCAGUGAGCGACCGACGGUCCCUGGGCAGCCAGCUAUCAGUGAGCGACCGACGGUCCCUGAACAGCCAACUAUCAGUGAGCGACCAACGAUUCCCGAAAAGCCAGCCAAGACGGAGGGGAGGCCGGAGGCAACGUCCCCACCUAGCAAAGGCGACAAAGAGAAGGGUACACAUGAAGCUGACGAUGGUGGUCUGAUGGGUAAGGCUAAGCACGUCUGGGACUGGUUUACGGACAAGGUGGAUCGUCUUUGGAACAAGCUUGUAGGCAAAAAGUCUGGCGGGAAUGGAGCAAGUGGCUGAGAGAAAUCCAUAUGCAUUGCUUCUUUGUUAGACUCUGUGCGACUGGCGAAGGCGUUUUGGGGUGCGAGGGCUUCUUUAGCGACAUGGCAUUCUUAGUUGGCACUCUGUACUUUGCUUCACCUUAAGGUACUUGCUUGACCUCGCUGGGAUUUCCGGGGCCUGGCAGGCAUGCACCGAGCCUGCAUUCUGCGCGCAGGGUCAAGAGAAUGUAUCACGGGCUGUCAAUGAGAUGAACUUGGA
Messenger RNA from Purpureocillium takamizusanense, 2796 nucleotides. RefSeq lists its product as uncharacterized. The transcript has a single exon. Gene Ontology annotation, molecular function: nucleoside triphosphate diphosphatase activity; ribonucleoside triphosphate phosphatase activity. Bases 123 to 2024 code for a protein of 633 amino acids. Gene Ontology annotation, biological process: nucleoside triphosphate metabolic process. The record is from RefSeq and is a predicted model, not a curated record. Lineage: Eukaryota; Fungi; Ascomycota; Sordariomycetes; Hypocreales; Ophiocordycipitaceae.